GCCGGAAUGACUCGCGAGGGCAGUAUGAACAAGGAGGGUCUGGAGGAGACAGGCGCAACGAUUUGCGCAGUCGGAAUGAGAGGGGGGAAUAUGGUGUCUCAUCAGAACUAUAUCCAAAGUCGCCUGACCCCAAUGCGGCCAGGAAAUCGAUGUCGAGGGGGGCGGACGAUAGGGCGUCUACUCCCAGGAACUCAUGCGUCUAUUGUAGGGGAGAAGAUCAUAUCAAAAGGGAUUGCCCGGACCUUAAACGGGCAAUAGAAGAGGGACUUGUCGUGCUUGACGAUCGCAAGUACGUCAAGUKGGSRGAUGAUCUCGGAGAUGUAUCGAUGUUCCCUUCGAUGAAGGAGAAUGUCGAAGCAAGGAGAAUAAAGACGAGUAGAAGAAUGCAGCCGGUCAGGAGCCAGAGCAUCAAGAUAACUUUUGAAGGGGACAUGGCGACCACACCCAUAAGAGUGGCGGCCACGAAGUCGGCAAGAGGAUCUACAUCGAAGAAGACUGACACGGACUACGUGAUGGCAGAGAAGGACGGGCAGCGAGUUGAUGGAGAGGAGGUUAUCCUUUYGCCGCGGAAACGGGGAGUGAAGAAGUUUUUAAUGAAGAGUUCGCUGGAUGAGAUUGACACGGUCGAGCCGCUGAGGAGGGCUCUUCGACAGCCCAUGCAAUGCUCUAUUCUGGAGUACCUGGCGGCAUCAAAGCCGGCUCGCAAUGAGUUACAGAUGAUCACGCGCAAGACUCGCAUACCUCUAUCAGAGGAGGGGCAAGGGGCCCCUAAGGCAGAAGCUUCUACAGUAGCAGUGACGGGGAUGAUUGCCAGAGCGGAUCGCAUGGCAACAAUCCUUCUUGAUGGAGUGGAAGGAGUGUCUCCCGACAAAUUUUAUAUACUCGGUAGUGGAGCGGUGGAGACGAUUAUAAACGAUGGAGCGAUACUUGAUGCUGUGGUCGAUAACGGCAGUGAGGCUGUUAUUAUAGACGACGACUUGGCAGUACGGGUCGGGCUGGGCCUCGAUAGGGGAAGAGCUCUGUACCAGGGGAAAGAGGUGCCUCGUAUACUCAGUGAGAAGGCGCUGGACAUGGUGUACACCGCAGGGGGAAAAACUAUGCGUCAACAUACAGGGUGUACACAGCGGAAUGCCCGCAGUGAAAGGAGUAGGGCGCCAAGCAGAACGGGGAGGGAGGACCAGUGUGCGUGGGGUGGGCAGCGCGCGGCUCUGCUACAAUAUGCGCCUGGCGUUCAUAGCCCACAGCGACGCUAUGGUAGAUCUGCUAAGCAAGCAACCCAAGUUAUCCCCCUGUUGACGGGAGGGGCCAGUAUCGCUGAUCAGACGAGAGAGCGUAUUGACUGUUCCCGCUGCUGCUGGGAACUACCAGUUUCAAAGAUCUGCUAAGCAAGCAACCCAAGUUAUCCGCCUGUUGACGGGAGGGGCCAGUAUCACUGAUCAGGCGAGAGAGCGCAUUGAGUGUUCCCGCUAUUGCUGCGAACUACCAGUUUCAAAGAUCUGCUAAGCAAGCAACCCAAGU
Messenger RNA from Chara braunii, 1518 nucleotides. The record is from the annotation of a GenBank genome assembly. Lineage: Eukaryota; Viridiplantae; Streptophyta; Charophyceae; Charales; Characeae.